CACUAUACAGUUUAAAAAGGAAAUUAUGAUUAUAUAUUGGACAAUCUUUUUGUUUUACGCCAAUUUUGGUUGUGCACUUAACAAGGAUGUAAUCCAACCAGACCCUGUGAUAGUUACACGCCUGGGACAAAAUGUAUCUCUCACUUGCUUUUGUCAAUCUAAUUUGAUGGUCAGGGUCUCUUGGUUCAAGCAAACUGUUGGACAGAAGCCUCUUCUCAUGGCAUCAUCAUAUUAUCGCACUAAAACUAGUUUUUAUUCCAAAAACUUUAACAAAGACUUUACUGAGACUAAACGUUUGAGUGUGAAGAGAGGAUUUGACAGCUCUAACCUGACCAUCUCCAAGACAGAGUCAGGGGACACAGCUACAUACUACUGUGGUGUUAUGGAAGAGGGCGAACUCAAAUUUGCAGAAGGAACUUCUUUAAUUGUCAAAGGUUCAGAGUCCAACAGCAUGUCUGUGCUCCAGCAGCCUGUGUCUGAGUCAGUUCAGCCAGGAGACUCUGUGACUCUGAACUGUACAAUACACACGGAGACCUGUGCAGGAGAACACAGUGUCUAUUGGUUCAGACAUGGCUCAGGAAAAUUCCAUCCAGGAAUAAUUUACAACAAUGGAGACAGGAGAGAUCCGUGUGAGAAUUGCCCAGAGGCUGGGUCUCCUACACAGAGCUGUGUCUACAACCUCCCCAAGAGGAACCUCAGCCUCUCUGAUGCUGGGACUUACUACUGUGCUGUGGCCUCAUGUGGGGAGAUACUGUUUGGGAAAGGGACCAAGCUGGAAAUGGACUAUGGUUGUAAGAAGGAACGUGUUCUCUUGGUGUACUGCGGCGUAGCGUUGGCUCUUUGUGUCAUCAUCAUCAUAUUCCUUGCUUGUGUUAUGUAUAAGAGUACCAAGAAAACCUUUCUGCUGUGCGGAGGAACGCAUCCUCAGCCAAGUGGUCUGACAGUCCCCAGUUCUCAUGACCAGGAUCAAGAAGAUGAUGACACACUCACGUCGGUCCAUUACGCUGCUCUGAAUAUCAUCCACAAGAAGCCAAAGACCCAGAGACAGAGGAGCACCAUGGAGAGAGACACAGAGUACUCUGGGGUGAGGUGCUAAAACAUGGACAAAAACAUAGAUUGAUCUCCUCUAAGACUUGC
Oncorhynchus mykiss (rainbow trout) is the source of this 1137-nucleotide messenger RNA. It is a transcript of the gene nitr3, whose product is annotated as novel immune-type receptor 3. Gene Ontology annotation, biological process: response to bacterium. Lineage: Eukaryota; Metazoa; Chordata; Actinopteri; Salmoniformes; Salmonidae. The record is from RefSeq and is marked provisional.